Molecule: messenger RNA, 204 nt
Organism: Penicillium digitatum Pd1
Lineage: Eukaryota; Fungi; Ascomycota; Eurotiomycetes; Eurotiales; Aspergillaceae
Source: RefSeq, a predicted model, not a curated record
AUGUACUGGGUCCCUUACCCUCAAGCUGGUGGAUGCACUGGCGGGAGCGGAGCCAAUUUUUUUUUGGCAAUGACGGGCACCCAAAAGAGGGUCGCUAUGUCUGGUCUGGAAUUGAAUUGGCUUUUGAGGAAUGUGUACAGAAGUAUCGACGAAAGCGUGGAUGUGAGUUUGACAGGGAGGAAGCAACUGCCAUUAUUGAUUUGA